AUGUCUGAGGAGGCGAGAGGGGGCGGGGACGCGGCGGGGCCCUCCGGCGGGAAGAAUCCGUCGUCGUCGUCCGCUCCGAGGAAGGGCUUCCUAUCCCGGAUGUGGAACGCGAUUUUCAGGAGGAGAGGUGACGACUACGAGAAGAAGCUGCAGUACCUGUCCAAGGAGGAGGCCUCCGUUCAUGCACGGAUGAAGAAGAGGGCUCACCGGUGGCGGACGACUGCCAGGAACAUCGUUCUCUUUUCUGUAGCCUUCGAGGUGAGUCCUCUAACUUAUGCUUUUUGCCUUCUUUUUGAAGAGAAAUUGAGUGAGUGUACGACAAUCCUUUGAGAGUUAGAACAAUGGGAUGUUCUCGAGAACAACGGAAAUUGGCUCAAUUUAGCGUGAUUUGUCUGGUUGGAUGACGACUUUUGUUUCAUCAUCUGAUCCUUCACAUGGCUUGCGUCAUAGAACCAUCACAGCAUUUCCAGUAGAAUUUGGCUGAUAAAGGGAUUUUUUGGAUUUUUUGAAGGUUGGAGUGUUAAUAACAUUGCAUGUUAACUGUUUGCAUUAGCUUAAAAAUUUCUUGUAGCAUUUUCUAAAUCUGUCCUGUCAUGCUAAAUUAUUUUCUAAGAUUCUAUUAAUCCCCCAUAAAUUGAUACACGGUGGAGCUGUUAAACGCCUUAUUAAUUGCACUCCAUUAUUGAUUCUUCGGUAGUUAGGUACUUAUCGUUGAUCAAAGCAAAUUGCAGGCCACUUGCCAUUUUAUGUUUUAGUAUGAUCUUUGUCGAACCAUAGCAUGCUAGCUGAAAUAUUUGAUUAAUAGUGUGAGGUGUGCUUGAUUAGCACUUUUUGUUUAUGUGGCGUUGACCUGUACACCUUCCAUUUUUCGUUCAUUAUUAAUCACUCCGUUGUACAGUGAAAACCGAUUCUCCCUCCUCUCCCAGGUAUGAUUGCGCCAUUCGCAUUCGAUCAUGUCGGUCUUAUGAUUUGCUAAUAGAACAGUUAAUCUGCAUCAAGUCAUGGUGAAUAACCUUGUUUAGCAAUGUUACAAAUGACGAGACUGUCAGCUUCCUUUUCCCUUCACAAGCCGCUAGACUGACAGCUUGUGUAUGUUUUUGCUACUAGUGCCGAGCUCUUCAUCUAUUGUGUAUCCAUCAUUGUUGUUCCAGGUAGCGGCAAUUGCAUAUGCUGUGAUUAAAACAAGGCCACCAGGUUUAAGUUGGCAAAUGAGGGCAACGUGUGUCUUGCCUAUUUUUGCCUUACCCGCAUUAUCCUUUGCUCUUUACUCGAUUCUCGGGAGCCUCACAAGGAUGCGUAAGUUUUCAAGUUCAUUAAGCAUUUCAAAUUAUUUAUCUAUUUAUCUGAUAAAUUGCCUUAAAAAUUCGUGGACCUUUUUUUUUUCUCCCACGCAAACGAAAGUUGCCAACAAUAGAAAAUAUUUCUUUUCUUUGAUGGAGAGAAACUAACCUUGCAGACCCUCUCAGAGGCCUAGUACUUUCCUGAUGGGGCUUGAUAAUAUGCUGGGUCGCACUGGGGCCGAGGUUCUAAACUGCAGCCUCUACCUGAUUGGGACAGGGAGAAGGAUAUGGAUGCCUAGGCAAUGAAACCAGUGCAUACAAAACCCUGUGGGUGGCUAAAUCAUACUCCUUGUUAAAAUAAUACUCUGUAACGUUAGCAUUAGAAUCUCACUCGGGUAAAAUUCGCAGUUAUGAAAAUUCAUCAACAAGCAAUCCUCAAGACGAUCCGCAGAUUUUUUUUACCCCUUAUAGGUCCGUGCUCUUGCCCUUUCUUGUGUAGCACUUGCUGAUUCCCUUCCGACCUUUUUGGUUGUCCCCACAAGGAUGAUACAUCUUUGGCUGACUGAUGGAUCUGUGCUCUUUGUGAUAAGUUUGAAUAAAUUUUAUGCGCAGUAAUUCUGUGAUACUCGUGGUAUUCAUCAAAUGUAAUACAUUACUGGUGCAUAAUCUCAUAAUCUACGGGUGGGUCAACUUUUUGUGGAAAGUUCAGAAAUCCGAAAGUUCAUAGUACAUGUUCUGACUGAUGAAGUCGGUCUGCUUUCAAGGGAUUAGUGGUGUCAAACAUCCAGUUCUGUGAUAUAUGGCGACUGUGGAUCAUUUUUAAAAGAAUCGAGUGAUAGCACAGCUAAUGUCAGUAAUUCUGAGAUGCGGUGAUCCAGUUCAAUUUUAAAAACAUUAUACUGUUUCAUUCUGACGAUCCAUUUGAAAAUUCCAACUGCUAAUACCACACUCACUAGUUUUCCAAAGCAUGAACAAUACAACACUAGGCCCCUGCCUGCUACCAUGAAUUUUAGAGGACAUUAUGGGAAAUUUUAUCUAGUUUUUCGUGCUUUGACUCCAACUUUAUUGUCUCAAUGAACAGAUGAGUACACCAAGGAGUCAACGUUACAGGCAACAUUCAAGUAGAGAUAGAAACAUGGGGGGUUUAAAUCCCAGCACUGCAACCCAAGAAUUUGGGUUCAUAUGCUGCCGGCCGCAAGUGUGAGGAAGAAAUUGUGGUGCGUGGGAGGGUAGGCUAGGGUAGGGUUUCACUCUUGGUCUCUAGAGGAGAGACAUGAGAUGGGGAAGAGAGAGAAGAAGGAACUCUAGUUGAUUGGUGGGUUAACAUCUUGUUAAUGACAGGAGAUGCAAGGGGUUAGAUCUUAUGAGUGUGGGUUGUGAGUAGUUGCUCCCAAAAUUUAAAUGACCGGAUUUUUUUUAAUUAUGUAUUUGCAUGGGUGAAAAACGUAAAAACCUUCCUAUGAUAUGAUAGUAUUAGUAAUGAUAUAAAAUUAUUUGUAGUUCUAAUUAAAAAUAGUAACAAGCAACGAAAAUUGUGUGCAUAUUGGUACUGUUGCUUUGAGAGAGGGAAAUGGGGCAUUAGCCCUAUUAAUUACACAGUUGAAUCUUUGAGUUUUGGCUUCCUAAAAGAUCAGCAUCUCUCUCUCUCUCUCUCUCUCUCUUACUCGCUCUAUCUUGUUUUAAUUUUUUAUGAAUUGUGUUGACUUUUUUCAUGUGUGAACUCUUCUCGUAUGGGUGUUUACUUUGAUACAUGUCCAUGAAAGUGCAGUUGACCGCAAGGAUCAGAAGACACUCGAGAGGCUGAGGAUCGAGAGGCAAGCGAAGAUCGACGAGCUCAAAGAGAGAACCAACUUCUACGCCACACAAGAGCUCAUCCAGGUACUCUCUCUCUCUCUCUCUCUCUCUCUCUCUCUCUCUGUGCCCCUCUCUCUCUCUCUCUUGUUUCUUUACCCAGUUAUCCCUUUUACGUCCAGAGGUACGACCUCGAUCCCGCAGCCAAGGCGGCCGCCGCAACGGUCUUGGCAUCGAAGUUGGGGGCGGAUACCGGGUUGAAGGUCUAUGUAGAGGACGAUUCUAAGGACAAAGCCUCGCAGAGGGGAGGCCACAGGGAUCACAAAGCGGUUCAAUCCGACGGGCUGAGGAACAGGAAACGUCCCCACACGAGAAGUCAAAGCCAAGGCGGCGGCGGCACGGUGGAGCAGUCCACGGGCGAGACCUCCCCCGCCGCCGCCGCUGCUGCCGGCGGCGGCGAUGCCCCCACUCCGCCGCCGGGUCAGAGAGUCGUCGAGCACUAUCGGAGCACUAUCGGAGAUAACGACGGAGGGUGGCUCGCUCGGAUCGCCGCCAUGCUGGUGGGCGAAGACCCGGCACAGAGCUACGCCCUCAUCUGCGGCAACUGCCGUAGGCACAACGGUGAGGGAUCCUCAGACCUCCUCCAUUGAUCGACUGUGUUCAUUCGUGCUCUCUGAGGAUGGUCGACCGUCUCUCUGCUCAGGGCUUGCCAGGAAGGAGGACUUCCCCUAUAUCACGUACUUCUGUCCGCACUGCCACGCGCUAAACAGGCCGAGACAGGCCGAGGAGCAGGAGCCUGGUGAUCUUGUCUCGGCCGAUGACGGAGUUGCUCGCAGUGCCGGCAGCGGCACCUCCAUCAUCAAGGGCGAGCCGCCGGCCGGCGAGGAGGAGAAGCCUGCCAGCGGUGCUGGCGGCAGUGGGGAGUCUGGUGAACAAGACAAAUGA
This is a messenger RNA of Spirodela intermedia, 4016 nucleotides long. Lineage: Eukaryota; Viridiplantae; Streptophyta; Magnoliopsida; Alismatales; Araceae. The record is from the annotation of a GenBank genome assembly.